Molecule: messenger RNA, 3385 nt
Organism: Heterocephalus glaber (naked mole-rat)
Lineage: Eukaryota; Metazoa; Chordata; Mammalia; Rodentia; Bathyergidae
Gene: Colec10
Product: collectin subfamily member 10
Biological process (GO): ossification
Molecular function (GO): growth factor activity
Source: RefSeq, a predicted model, not a curated record
AUGUGCACCAGAUCUUUCCCUUUCUUCCUUGCAGCAGCACAAUUUCAAAGAAAGCUCUUGAUUUGGCAUUUCUGGGAGACCCUUUUCUAAGGAGAUGCAAAAAUGAAUGGCACUGGAGUUUUGCUUCAAAGCAACCAGUUCAUCCUCCUGCUGCUAUUUCUCCUGCAAAUUCAGAGUCUGGGUCUGGAUGUUGAUAGUCGCCCGACUGCAGAAGUCUGUACCACCCACACCAUUUCAACUGGACCCAAAGGAGAUGAUGGUGAAAAAGGAGAUCCAGGAGAAGAGGGAAAAGAUGGCAAAGUGGGACGCAGGGGGCCGAAAGGAAUUAAAGGAGAAUUGGGUGACAUAGGACCCCAGGGCAUUAUUGGCAAGUCGGGGCCCUUUGGCAAGAAGGGUGACAAAGGAGAGAAGGGUUUGCUUGGGAUACCUGGAAUGAAAGGCAAGGCAGGUACUGUCUGUGAUUGUGGGAGAUACCGGAAAGUUGUUGGACAACUGGAUAUUAGUGUGGCCCGGCUCAAGUCAUCUAUGAAAUUCGUCAAGAAUGUCAUAGCAGGGAUUAGGGAAACUGAAGAGAAGUUCUACUACAUCGUGCAGGAGGAGAAGAGCUACAGGGAAUCCCUGACCCACUGCAGGAUUCGGGGUGGAAUGCUAGCCAUGCCCAAAGAUGAAGCCGUCAACAGCCUCAUCGCUGACUAUGUGGCCAAGAGUGGCUUCUUCCGCGUGUUCAUUGGGGUGAACGACCUCGAGAAGGAGGGCCAGUAUGUGUUCACGGACAACACCCCACUGCAGAACUACAGCAACUGGCAGAAGGGGGAGCCCAGUGACCCCUAUGGGCACGAGGACUGUGUGGAGAUGCUGAGCUCAGGCCGGUGGAAUGACACGGAAUGCCAUCUUACCAUGUACUUCAUCUGCGAGUUUGUCAAGAAGAAAAAGUAACUUCCCUCAUGCCACACAUUUGUUAUUUCCCUGUGACUAGCACUGCAGUUAUCUGUAUCCAUCCUUGUCUUCCUAACUACACUAAAUUCACUCUGACUCAAAUGAGAAAUGCCAAGCGAGGGUUGGCAUCUCCAUAGCAUGCUCUUGGUGCCAAUUCUGACAUUAUUGUUCAUGAUGUAUCACUGACUCGAGAGCUCAGCAGGUGCCAUGGCUCCUGAGAGAGAGAGAGAGAGUUUGAAUCACUAGUUGGGCAGGAGGCGUUUGUCUGUGUCUCCCAUCAAAUGCUCUUUGAUGCUUUUUGGUUUGCCAGCUGUCCCUACAGCCCCAUCCAUUGCAGAUAACUGAAUAGCUGCUUGGUGAUGAUUAGGUUGGUUGGUGUUGAUGAGGCUUCCCAGGCCUUGCUCAAAAUCAGACACAUAAGAGGCCUUCUAUGAGGAAUGUGAAGCUAUUUCCUGUCUUUGAACUCCGUGAUUUGACUGCUCACCUGCAGGGCAAUGGCCACACUUGAAAGCGUCCCUUGUUUUUGGAAGACAUAGAAGUGUUUUAACCCCAGUUUCUCUAUAAGAAACUUGGAGCUCAAUAACCUGUUCCAGACCCCAAGGAAUCAUGACAACUCCUUUGGGCCGUUCAUCUACAACUUUCACCAAAAUAUACCAGGCAGGCUCCUUGGGCCCCUCUCUGUAGGGCCACAGUUUUAUCCCAGGACCUAGAUAUUAAUUCUCUCAUCUAAGAAAAAAGGGAUUCUGGAAGUUGAAAAGAAAAACAGAGAGUGCUUGUUUCCAAACAAUAUAUUUUAUACUCUUCUGCCUAAAUUGCCUCCUGCUAUUAACAUGACUCCAUUUUUCUUUAUCAUAAGUUUAUUUAUGUAGACUUUCUUCCCCUCAAACUUGGAGAAGGAAGAAAGGGUGUUGAGAAGCCUUCAGAAAAUUCUAGAAGCUUCAACUUGCUGCCAUGUUCAAGUCUCUAAGCCCCUCUCCUUGUCUUUAAUAGGUAUAGCACUCCUAUGCAACCCAUCUAUGAACGAGGUUGUAAAAAACCCAUACUGGAGAUACUCUUUCCACUGCUUUGACAGGACAGAACUGUAUCAGGCAUGGAGUUUGGAACAGGAAGAGAAUUCACAUUUACUAAGUUGGUAAAAUUCUUACCUUGAGAGGCAGAUCAAACGUCAAAGCAGUUUUCGCUUGACAUUUAAGGAUAAACAGUUUAACGCAAGUCUAGAUAAUCCCCUUAUAAACCGAUGCUCCAGCUAUGGUUUGUGACAUAUGAUUAGACUGUUUAGAAUUCUGGAAAAAUGGUUAAUGGAAUAAGAGAAGCAGAUCAAGAACAUAUGUUCUCCCUCUGCCAUCUGUCCAUGACAUCGCCCAUGACUAGCUGGUUAUGGGAUAGGAUUUAAUGAGUUCUAUGGGUUGGACAAGGGUCACAAAUUCAGAUCCUAUCGGGGCCAGACAUGUGACAUAAGUGAACAAAGUGGAACAGGAUAGAAGCUGGGUGCGCCGAACACAGCCUCCACUUCCGCAGUUGCCAACCGCAUCUUGGCUGCUCCUGCUCUUGCUGUGGAGGAGCCAAUGUUGCUUCACGUCCUGACAUUUCAAGAGAAGUCAGAAAACUGUAAUUUUACAUCUUCAUAUUUUUAAAUGUUGACAACUAAUCAAUUUUUAACCCAGAUUUUAAUUCAUACAAGACUCUGCUAGCCAAAAUUGUGAUCUUUCCAUUUCUCACCCCUGGGGAAAAGCUCUGAAGUUUCUAAGUAAGGAGAAUGUCAUAAGAUAUGAUGGUAUCAAUGUCAAGAUCGCCAUUAGUUUCUUAUUCAGUUCAGGUGAAUAACAGAAAUUUGUUUGAAAGUUUAAUAUUUACCAGGUUAUUGAACUAGUUACUUCAUCUCUUUUGAGAAUGUGGCAAAGAGUAUUUUAAUGGCAGGGGAGUUUAAUAAAAUUACAAAAUAAGACACCAUUUUAAAGCCAGUCCUCAGGUAGAAUGCCAGCCAAGGCCACGAGGAAUAGAAACAGCUAGAAAAUCAUGGAGGAAAGGAAUGGGGAAAGAUAGGGAGGAAGAAACAGACAGAAAACAUUGCCCCAGAAGGCUCCUGUUUGAAGCCAUGUGCUGAUUUGUUCUAGGUCCCCCAAAGGAUGAGUAUUUAUAGUAGAUCCUACAAGUGCUUGUUAUUCCUCUGAUGAAUAGUAUAAUACUCAUGACUCAUCUUUGCUGCAGAUGCAUCCAGGAGAAGAUGACAGAACUUCAAAAAAUAGGAUUCAUCAUGCAGACUUGCCUGGAAGACAUUUCAAAGGCAUCACACAUUUAAUUAGAAUUACUAUGAAAACUUAUAAUCACGAAGCACUUUGUGCUUUCGUGACAUGUCAUUGAGUAUUACUGCUCAUUUGAUUCUGAUAAAAUCUUAAAGUAUGAAGGGCAAACAUGUUACUGCCGUGAGAACACUCAGACCCAAAAGAAG